AUGGACGCAGCAGAGCCGGGGUUCUCCCCGGCUCCCGAGGGCAGGAAAAGGUACAGUGACAUCUUUCGGAGCCUGGACAACCUCGAGAUCUCACUGGGGAACGUGACCCUUGAGAUGCUGGCUGGAGACCCUGUGCUUUCAGGAGACCCUGAACCUGACAAGGCCCCAGCAGCCACUGUGACCAGUGAAACCAGUUGUUGGAGCAACCCCUCCUCAGAGAGUCCUGUAUCCCUCACAGGGGAGGAACUGGACUUGCGACUGAUUCGGACCAAGGGAGGUGUGGAUGCGGCCCUAGAGUAUGCCAAGACAUGGAGUCGCUAUGCCAAGGAGUUGCUGGCCUGGACUGAGAAGAGAGCCAGCCAUGAGCUGGAGUUUGCCAAAAGCAUCAUGAAGAUUGCAGAGGCAGGCAAGGGGUCCAUCCAUCAGCAGAGCCACAUGCCACUACAGUACAUUUACACACUGUUUCUGGAGCAUGACCUUACACUCGGAGCCCUGGUGCAGGAGACGGUGGCCCAGCAGAGGAGAGACUACUACCAGCCCCUGGCAGCCAAACGCACUGAGAUUGAGAAGUGGCGGAAGGAGUUCAAGGAGCAGUGGACCAAGGAGCAGAAGCGGAUGAAUGAGGCAGUGCAGGCGCUGAGGCGGGCCCAGCUCCAGUAUGUCCAGCGCAGUGAAGACCUGCAGGCCCGCUCCCAGGGGUCCCCAGAGGACCCGGCCCCCCAGGCCUCUCCUGGGCCCAGCAAGCAACAAGAGCGGCGGCGGCGUUCACGGGAGGAGGCCCAGGCCAAAGCUCAGGAGGCCGAGGCACUGUACCAGGCCUGUGUCCGUGAGGCCAAUGCACGGCAGCAGGACCUGGAGGCCGCCAAGCAGCGGAUCGUGUCCCAUGUGCGCAAGCUGGUGCUGCAAGGGGACGAGGUGCUCAAGAGGGUGACCCUGGGCCUGUUUGGGCUGCGGGGUGCUCAGGCAGAGCGUGGCCCCCGUGCUUUUGCGGCCCUCGCCGAAUGCUGCGUGCCCUUUGAGCCGGGCCAGCGCUACCAGGAGUUUGUGCGGGUGCUGCAGCCCGAGGCCCCGCCACCCCCGCCUCCAGCCUUCUCUUUCCAAGAGUUCGUGCCUGCGGUGCACAGCUCCCCUCUGGACACUAGAAAGAAGCUCUCAGGCCCCCUGCCUACCCAUCUGGAUGAGGGUGCAGCUGAGCCAGGCCCCUGGGAGGACAUGGGCCCCCGCUGGCAGGGGACCCCAGGCCCCACCCCAGGUAGCGAUGUGGAAAGCGUGGGUGGUGUCAGUGAAUCUCGGUCCCUGGACUCUCCUACUUCUAGCCCAGGCCCUGGCUCGAGGCGGCUGGUGAAGGCCUCAUCCACAGGCACCGAGUCCUCAGAUGACUUCGAGGAGAAAGAGCCUGACCUGGGAGAUGGACUAGAGAAUGGGACAGCCAGCCACUUUAGGAAGUGGACACUAUCCAGUGCGGCACAGACCCACCGACUUCGGCGGCUGCGGGGCCCAGCUAAGUGCCGAGAAUGUGAGGCCUUUAUGGUCAGCGGGACGGAGUGUGAGGAGUGUUUUCUGACCUGCCACAAGCGCUGCCUUGAGACACUGCUGAUCCUCUGUGGACACAGGCGGCUCCCAGCACGGACCCCCCUCUUUGGAGUUGACUUCCUGCAGCUGCCCAGGGACUUCCCGGAGGAAGUGCCCUUUGUGGUGACCAGGUGCACGGCGGAGAUAGAACAUCGCGCCCUGGGUGUGCAGGGCAUUUACCGGGUCAGUGGGUCCCGGGUCCGCGUGGAGCGGUUGUGCCAGGCCUUCGAGAAUGGGCGCGCAUUGGUGGAACUGUCAGGGAACUCACCUCAUGACGUCUCGAGUGUCCUCAAACGGUUUCUCCAAGAGCUCACCGACCCUGUGGUCCCUUUCCACCUCUACGAUGCCUUCCUCUCUCUGGCCAAGACUCUGCAUACAGAUCCUGGGGACAACUCUGAGACCCCCAGCCCCAGCCUUGAGGUCAUCCGCUCACUCAAGACUCUCUUGGUGCAGCUUCCUGACUCUAACUACAAUACCCUGCGGCACCUGGUGGCCCAUCUGUUCAGGGUGGCUGCACAGUUUGAGGAAAACAAGAUGUCUGCCAACAACCUGGGCAUUGUGUUUGGGCCGACGCUGCUGCGGCUGCCGGGUAGUCCAGGGGCAGCUGGCACCGGCCCAGUUGCCUGCCUGCUGGAUUCAGGGUACCAGGCACAGCUGGUUGAGUUCCUCAUCACACACUAUGAGCAGAUCUUUGGGAUGGACGAGCUGCCCCUGGCCACAGAGCCCCCAUCCCACCAGCCCAGCCUGGGCCCUGGGGCCCUCACAGCCAGCACCCAGCCAGUGCCCACACAGCUCAUCCCAGACCCCCUGCCCCCAGCCCUAGCCUCAGAGCCAGGCCCAGAUCCUGAGCCUCAGAGUGCCCUGGAAAAGCCUCCUGAGGCUACACUCCCUGAGACUCCAACCCCGCAGAGCGACCAGAGAGAGGAAGUGGCCCCAGACACCAGAGACAGGGGAGGCAAAGCACCCAGCCGAGGUCCAGAGGACUCACUCUUGGGAGCACAGUCCCGUGGCCACUUCAGCCGCCAGCCUGUGAAGUACCCUCGAGGGGGUGUGCGGCCUGUCACCCACCAGCUGUCCAGCUUGGCCCUGGUGGCUUCCAAGCUGUGUGAGGAGACCACUGUCACAUCAGUGCCCCGUGGGAGCUUGCGGGGACGGGGGUCUGGCCCUGCAGCCGCCUCCCCUGAGGGCAGCCCCCUGCGCCGCAACCCACUGCCCAAGCACUUUGAGAUCACCCAGGAGACGGCCAGGCUACUCUCCAAGGUGCAUGGCAAAGCUGUGCCCACAACCACGUGCUGCAUGGACGCCCAGCCUGAGGCCACUGGCUGUGGGGACCUCCAACCUGAGGAAGUUGAGGACCAUCUCUGA
This is a messenger RNA of Orycteropus afer afer, 2937 nucleotides long. It is a transcript of the gene GMIP, whose product is annotated as GEM interacting protein. The record is from RefSeq and is a predicted model, not a curated record. Gene Ontology annotation, molecular function: GTPase activator activity. The transcript has 21 exons. Lineage: Eukaryota; Metazoa; Chordata; Mammalia; Tubulidentata; Orycteropodidae. Bases 1 to 2937 code for a protein of 978 amino acids. Gene Ontology annotation, cellular component: plasma membrane. Gene Ontology annotation, biological process: activation of GTPase activity; negative regulation of GTPase activity; signal transduction.